This is a messenger RNA of Papaver somniferum (opium poppy), 582 nucleotides long. Its product is annotated as probable helicase CHR10. The record is from RefSeq and is a predicted model, not a curated record. Gene Ontology annotation, cellular component: nucleus. Gene Ontology annotation, molecular function: ATP-dependent chromatin remodeler activity; DNA binding; ATP binding. Lineage: Eukaryota; Viridiplantae; Streptophyta; Magnoliopsida; Ranunculales; Papaveraceae. The transcript has 6 exons. Bases 1 to 582 code for a protein of 193 amino acids.
AUGUUGAUGAAUUACAAGGAGAGACUAAAAGCAGCAGCAGAUUUAGUUAUUUCUAGCGAUCAUCAUCAAAGUGACGUACUCCUGUUAAACUACGAUGAGAUUGGCAUAAAGGCUACACUGAAGCCUCAUCAAAUUGAAGGAAUUUCAUGGCUUAUACAAAGAUAUCUUACUGGUGUCAAUGUUAUUCUUGGAGACGAGAUGGGUCUUGGGAAGACUUUGCAAGCCAUUACUUUCUUAAGCUAUUUGAAGUUCCAUUUGAAAUCACCUGGGCCAUUCUUGGUAAUAUGCCCUCUCAGUGUGACAGAUGGUUGGGUAUCAGAAGUAGCAAAGUUUUGUCCUAAAUUGAGGGUUCUACGAUAUGUUGGCGACAAAGAAGUCAGACGCGAUCUUCGCAGGAAAGCUUUUGAGCAGGCUAGCACAGACUUUCCUUUUGAUGUCCUUUUGACUACGUAUGACAUUGUGUUGAUGGAUAAGGAAUUUCUUUCUCAAAUUCCAUGGCACUAUGCUGUAAUUGAUGAAGCACAGCGACUUAAAAAUCCUUCCAGUUUCACCUUUGCGUUCAACACACUUGCAUCUGCCUAA